This is a messenger RNA of Ipomoea nil (Japanese morning glory), 954 nucleotides long. Its product is annotated as putative SWI/SNF-related matrix-associated actin-dependent regulator of chromatin subfamily A member 3-like 3. Gene Ontology annotation, molecular function: ATP-dependent chromatin remodeler activity; ATP binding. NCBI's taxonomy places the organism in Eukaryota, Viridiplantae, Streptophyta, Magnoliopsida, Solanales, Convolvulaceae. The transcript has 10 exons. The record is from RefSeq and is a predicted model, not a curated record. Bases 1 to 954 code for a protein of 317 amino acids.
AUGACAAUUGCUCUAAUACUUGCUAGGCCGGGCAAGGGUAUCCCUGAUAAUCAAGAACUUGCUGAGGAGCCUAUUACUCAGCAUUCUAGGAACAGAAGGAUUAAAGGUGGCACUCUCAUUCAUUCUAGAAACAGAAGGAUUAAAGGUGGCACUCUCAUUGUUUGUCCUAUGGCAUUACUUGGUCAAUGGAAGGUGUGGCACUUCAUUGUUCGUCCUAUGGCAUUACUUGGUCAAUGGAAGGAUGAACUUGAAGCCCAUUCAAAGCCAGAUAGCAUUUCUGUUUUUGUUCAUUAUGGUGGGGAAAGAAGUAAUGACCCUAGAGUGAUAGUAGAAACAGAUGUGGUCUUGACAACCUAUUGUCUUCUAACUGCUGCAUAUAAGGCUGAUGCGGAGAGUAGCAUAUUCCAUGAAGUUGAUUGGCAUCGAAUUGUACUGGAUGAAGCACUCACCAUAAAAUCCUGGAGAACUGUGAGUGCUAGGGCUGCAUUCACAUUGUCUGCACAUUGCAGGUGGUGUCUCACUGGUAUUCCACUUCAGAAUAAUUUGCAAGAUCUUUACAGCCUUCUGUGUUUCUUGCAUGUUGAGCCAUGGUGCAAUUGGGCAUGGUGGAAUAAGUUAAUACAGAGACCUUAUGAGAAUGGUGAUCAGAGAGCAUUGAAACUGAUCAAGGCAAUUCUUAGGCCAUUAAUGCUUAGGAGAACAAAGGAAACAAAGGACAAGGAAGGGAGGUCUCACAAAAGUAUGUUAGGAACAAACCGUGAUUUGGGCUAUACUGAUAUGGAGGUUCAAAGUCUUGCCAAGAAAGCAGCAGAAACUGUUGUCACUGUAAUUGAUGAGAAAGAUAUCGAGAUUUUGCUGUCGGAGGUUCUUAAUGGAGUUGGAGAUAUUCAGAUUGCUUGGGAAGCAUUGUCUAGUGUUAUAAGUUCAGUUCCUAAAGGAGUUCUUCCUUCGUAA